This is a messenger RNA of Colletotrichum karsti, 900 nucleotides long. RefSeq names its product umta methyltransferase family protein. Gene Ontology annotation, molecular function: methyltransferase activity. The transcript is spliced from 7 exons. The record is from RefSeq and is a predicted model, not a curated record. Lineage: Eukaryota; Fungi; Ascomycota; Sordariomycetes; Glomerellales; Glomerellaceae.
UUGGCGUCGAGCGCGGUUGACUACCCCGUCGAGUACGGCCGACGCUACCAUGCUUUCCGCCCAGGAGCGUACUUUAUGCCGAACGACGACAAUGAGAUGGAUCGUCUUGAUUCGACACAUGAACUUGCGCUGAGGAUAUUGGGGUACAAGCUCUAUCUGGCGCCCCUGGACAAAGAUAAGGUCCACAAAGUCCUCGACAUUGGUACCGGUACCGGAAUUUGGGCCAUGGAAAUGGGUGAUCUCCUUCCUCAUGCAGAGAUUUACGGGAAUGACUUGAGCGCCAUCCAGCCAGAAUGGGUUCCUCCGAACGUCAAGUUCGAAGUCGACGACGUAGAAAGCCCGUGGAUCGGUGACAGGAAGUAUGACUUCAUCUUCUGCCGCUACAUGAUCGGUUCGAUUGCGGACUACCGCAAACUGGUCAAGAACGUCUAUGACAAUCUGAACCCCGGCGGCUGGGCCGAGUUCAUGGAUAUGAGCGGCAAAUUCUACUCAACGGAUGGCAGUCUCAAAGAGGAGCAUUCUACCCACAAGUGGGACUCUAUGCUCAUGGACGCCAUCACGUCCAUGGGCCGCGAAAGCCGCCCUGGCCCUCAGCUUGAGGGAUGGGUUCGGGAUGCCGGAUUCCAGAAUGUGACACAUAGGAAGUUCCUCAUCCCGAUUGGGCCCUGGCCGAAGGACCAACACUACAAAGAUAUCGGCUUGCUCAACCUUGCCCAGAUACUGGAGGGCCUCGAGGGUUUCUCAAUGAGGGUCUUCUGCGGUGUACUGGGCUGGGAGAAAAUAGAGGUAGAAGUACUCCUCGCCCAGGUCCGUAAAGAGUUGAAAACACUCCACACGUUUCACGCUCAGUUUGAUAAUCACAAUGUGGUUGGUCAGAAGCCCUUGGAGGAAACCUCGUGA